Glycine soja is the source of this 2844-nucleotide messenger RNA. RefSeq names its product transcription factor TCP14-like. Lineage: Eukaryota; Viridiplantae; Streptophyta; Magnoliopsida; Fabales; Fabaceae. Gene Ontology annotation, cellular component: nucleus. The coding region runs from base 409 to 1650 and encodes 413 amino acids. The transcript has a single exon. The record is from RefSeq and is a predicted model, not a curated record. Gene Ontology annotation, molecular function: DNA-binding transcription factor activity; sequence-specific DNA binding.
CUUACCAUGUAACCAAAAUGAUUCAUUGAUUUAAAAACCAUAUUUAACAAAAAUAAAAUCAACACAAUAUAAUUAAAAAGCUCAUCAACAGAAGAAGAAAGCAAUUUCUUUUGCUGAAAAAAAUCAUGCUUUUUAAAGCUCACCCAUAUAAUUCCCACUCAUUAUCUUUGUUGCUUAAAGCUCUUGCCCUUCCACCUCUCCCUUAUCUCCUCUCUCACUCUUCUAAACCCCAUCAAUUUCAAAGCAAAUUCCUUCCCUUACACAAAACAAAUAACUACACACACAUCCCUUCCUCUCUUAAAAACGAGAAAGACCCACCAUACAAAAACACAUACAAACACAAUCAUACUCAAAAACACAAAGACACACACCAACAAGUUUUAUUUCCUAUUUCCUCUUGAUGCGAUAAUGGAGGGAGGCGACGAUCUCCAGCACCACCAUCGUCAGAACAACUUCCCAUUCCAGCUACUUGAGAAGAAAGAAGACCAAGAAACCGCGUCAUGCUCCACCUCCUCCCCUUACCCUUCCCUAGCAAUCUCCGCGGAACCGAGCAUGUCCAAUUCCACCCGAUCCAACCAGCUCUCGGCGGCCGAGGCUUCGGCGGAGGCGGCGAACAGCAAAAAGCCUCCGCCGAAGCGCACCUCGACGAAGGACCGGCACACGAAGGUGGACGGGCGCGGGCGGCGCAUCCGAAUGCCUGCCCUCUGCGCCGCCCGCGUCUUCCAGCUGACCCGCGAGCUGGGCCACAAGUCGGACGGCGAAACCAUCGAGUGGCUCCUCCAGCAGGCGGAGCCCGCGGUGAUCGCCGCCACUGGCACCGGCACCAUCCCCGCCAACUUCACCUCCCUGAACAUCUCCCUCCGCAGCUCCGGCUCCUCCAUGUCCGUCCCCUCCCAGCUCCGGUCCUCCUACUUCAACCCCAACUUCUCCCUCCAACAACAACAACGUAGAACCUUCUUCCCCGGCAUAGCCCUUUCCUCCGAACACAACACCACCACCAACAACACAUCAACACUUGUCAAUUUCCAACAAUCCAACAACCUCACCACCACCAUGCUGCAGCAGCAGGCCAAGCCGGAGCUUCGCGACGGCCUACCAUCUUCCUUAGACAUUUCAGACACAAGAACAAACACAGAAGACCCAAGCCGCAAAAGAAGACCAACUACAGAACAACAAGACCUAUCCCCCACCACGCAGCAGCAGCACCACCAAAUGGGAAGCUAUCUCCUUCAAUCUAGUGCAGGCGCUAUUCCAGCGAGCCACGCCGCCAACAUAUGGAUGGUGGCGAAUUCAAACUCGAAUCAGGUCAUGAGUGGCGAUCCCAUGUGGACCUUCCCACCGGUUAACAACAGUGCUUUGUAUCGGGGCACCAUGUCCAGCGGCUUGCAUUUCAUGAAUUUUCCAACGCCCAUGGCGUUGUUGCCGAGUCAGCAACUAGGUUCUGCUGGGAAUAUUGGUGCUGUUCAUGGAGGAAGCAGUAAUAAUAAUAAUCACAAUAAUAAUAUGAAUGAAGCACAUUUGAGUAUGCUUGCAGGGCUUAGUCCUUAUCGACCUGUUAUUGGCGUUUCGGAAUCUCAGCCGAGUGGCUCGCAAUCGCAUCGUGGAGGUGCCGAUGAUCGACAUGAUAAUAGCUCCAGUCACCACUCCUAGAGAGGAUAUAUGCGUAUGCAUAUGUGAUGUGAUGAUGAUCACCGUAAAUUCUUCUUCUUCUUACUUGUGGUGUAGCGUGAUUGAUGAUGAAAGAUGAAGGAUGAAGGAUGUGUUUAACACACGUGAGGUUUGGUUGAUCUUCAAAAUUCAGUUUUAUUUAUUCCCAAAAUUAAUUUUUUGGCGUGAUUAAUAUAAGGAAGGAGGAGAGUUUUUUUAGGGUUUGGCAGAUGACACUAUUUAACAAUUGGGUAUUUGGCUGCCUGCUUCUUCUUUUUUUUUUUUGGGUAAAAAAUGUUUUCUUUGAGUUAUUUCACUACACGAUAUCUUAUCAUCAUUGUUUGUGCAAUUUUUCUUUUCUUUUUAAUUUUUAUUUUUUCUCCUCAUAGCCUUUUAAUUAAUUGCUUUGUAAUUUUAUGCUUUAUAUGUUAAAAGAGAAGAAAACGACUCGAUCACUUCCAUUCCAUGAACUUUGCUAAGUUUCCUACCUAACAGGCAUUUGGGUUGUUUUUCUUUUUUCUCCUUCUCUCUUUCUGGGCCACAGAGCUCGUGCGGUAAAAGGGAUGAAACAGUGUUACCACAAGACUAAUGUAAAAAAAAAGAAAAAGAAAUGGUUGUGUUGUGGUAGUGGUAUAGUAGUAGUAGUAAAAUUACAUUGCUUUUUGAUCAUUCUGAAGGAUUCUAAAUCUCUGCCAUGAAUCUCGAGGUUUACUGCAUCAAUGAUUAAGAUUUUUGAGAGAGAUGGGGGUGAUAGGACGGUGGGGUCAAAACCUUAUCGGUUCCAGGUGUUGGCUCAGGUGGUGGGGUCCGGCUGCUGGUUAUUGCCCAAACCAAUGUACAAUGUCACUGACAAACAGGUGGAUCAUUCUCCAUCUUCUGUUUUCUUUUUUCUUUUUUUUUUCUUUUUCUUUUAGCCCUUUUAAAUGGAGCAGUUGCUGGCAUCACAGAAAGAUCCAUGGUGAGUCUUAAUGACCCUACUGGGAUAUGCCCCACCAUUCCAUCAAUCAGGACCCUUCAUUUGUUGGGCCAUGCCAGUAUUCAAUGCAUGAUUGGGUCUCUGCCCACCAAAGAGAAAAACGUGGAAUCUCCAAGUUUCAUGCCCUUCCCCCUUCUUAAUUACUGUCUCUCUUCAAAACCCUUUUCCUUUUAAGACUACACUCUUACUACAUCAAAUUAAAUUGACAAGUAUUUUUUUUA